CCGUCGUCAUUCACGCGCUUCUCGUGCGCGCGAGCAACCGCGCUCUCACAGUACAGUUAAAUACAUGGCAAGCUGAUGGACAGUAAUGAACAGUUAUUGUUUUAAAUAUCAAGAAAGCGCACUCGGCUAUAAUUGAAACUCUUUGGAUCUCACCUUGGAUUUAAAAUACAGUGUUUUAUUGACGUGAACUGCCUUGCAGAUCAAUAGAGGAUCAUUGGAAAUGUCAAAGAAGAUGAUGCGCAGCUGUUGGGUUUGUCUAUUGCUGCUGGGAUCUGUCACAGAGCUUAUUGCCAGUCCUGAGGUGAACGAAAGUCAGCAACAGCAUCCUCAGAAUGUGUAUCAUGACAUUACCAUUACCAGAAACAAGAUCGUGACUGCCCAGUUCGAAUGCUAUCAGAGGAUCAUGAAGGACAACCCCCAAGACAGAAAAACUGGUCCAGUAUGCAACAGAACCUGGGAUGGAUGGUUGUGUUGGGACGACACAGAUGCCGGUGUCACAUCUGAGCAACACUGCCCGGACUAUUACCAGGACUUUGACCCUACAGAAAUAGUCAUUAAAAUAUGCACAGAAAGUGGCCAGUGGUUCCUGCAUCCCGCGAGCAACCGAACAUGGACAAAUUACACCAGAUGUAAUAUGCACGCUAAUGAAGGACGAAGGACCGCAAUGAACUUGUUCUACUUGGCAUUAAUAGGUCAUGGGCUUUCCCUUACAUCUUUGUUUAUUUCACUCACCAUAUUCUUCCAUUUUAAGAGUUUGAGCUGUCAGAGAAUAACCCUGCACAAAAACCUCUUCUUUUCCUUUGUAUUAAACUCCAUCAUCACUAUCAUUUGGUUAACAGCAGUGGCAAACAACCAAGAACUAGUCCAGCAAAAUCCAAUCAGCUGUAAGGUAUCACAGUUCAUUCAUCUGUACAUCUUUGGAUGUAACUACUUCUGGAUGUUGUGUGAAGGGAUCUACCUGCACACGCUUAUUGUCGUGGCAGUGUUUGCUGAAAAACAGCAUUUAAUGUGGUACUACCUCCUUGGAUGGGGUUUUCCACUUAUACCAGCUACAAUACACGCCGUAGCCAGAAGUUACUACUACAAUGAUAAUUGUUGGAUCAGCUCAAAUACGUCUCUCCUGUACAUUAUUCACGGCCCUAUCUGUGCAGCACUAUUGGUGAAUUUGUUCUUUCUGCUGAACAUCGUACGAGUCCUCAUCACCAAGCUGAAAGUAACGCAUCAGGCAGAAUCGAGCCUCUACAUGAAAGCUGUGCGGGCCACGCUUAUUCUGGUUCCUCUUCUGGGCAUCCAGUACGUCCUCCUGCCAUACAAACCCGGCGGGCGUGUUUCAGCAGAAAUUUACGAAUACAUUAUGCAUAUCAUAAUGCAUUAUCAGGGACUGCUGGUGGCCACAAUCUUCUGCUUUUUCAAUGGGGAGGUUCAAGCGGUUUUAAGAAGGCACUGGAAUCAGUAUCGCAUUCAGUUUGGCAGUACCAUCACCCACUCUGAUGCGCUGAGAUCUGCCUCAUACACUGCGUCAUCCAUCACUGAGGUCCAGGGCUGUUACAGCAUCGACGGCCAUACAGAACACCUGAACGGCAAAAACUGCCAUGAUAUUGACAACAUCAUAAAACCAGAGAAUCCCUUCGCCUGAUUUAACAGCGAAAAAAACUGCUGGCAUUUUCACUCAAAUGCCUGACUUGGACCUUUUACCCAUAAUUCACUGCUUGUGCUUUUUGAAGGGUGAAGGAGACGAAAGCAUUUCUCCUUGUAUUUACACUGAAAAACACACAUUACUACCUUCAAGUAGUGUUAUUAAAUGAAGAGACGCUUGUGGCCUCGUCUUUGUACUACACAGUAUUUUAGGUUGCCUAACUGCUGUGUGCGGUCGAAGUGUAAAUAGUUCGCUCUGAGAUAUCACACAUGUAAUGCACUUAUUUGUCUUAUAAGAUCAACCCCUUUUGUGUAAUUACUGUAUAUAUCUACCCCCAAAGAAGACCAGACUAAUGAGAAAUCUAUAUUUUUACUAUUGAACACGAAGAAAAAUAACAGAGUGCCCAUGUAUAGUUGAAUACUUAGACUAUUAUAGAGCAUUUGUUUCUGUUUUUAUAGAGAACAAUCAAAUUAAAAAUUCAUUAGGAAGUUUAUUAACUGGGUCCACAAAAGAUUAGUGCCAAAAAAAAGUAAGAAAAAAAUUAACAUUUAAUCAUCUGUCUCUGAAACCAUACGCAGUUUUGGUAAAUAACAGCGAUUCAAUCCUUUAAUGAUUUCAAAUUUAAAGAUAUGAACUUGUUACUCAUUAACCAUUUAAAUUCACAACAUCCAACACAUUGGUAAAAUUCCCAAUGUUACCAGUAACAAACUACAAAUUAAGAGUUUGGUUCCAAAACGCGAUAAACGCCAUUUUAAAAACAAAUAAAUUACCACCAAAAUAAGUAUUGUAUCUGGUCAAUAUUAAAAAGUAAAUUCUUAAUUUUACGCAAAAUCCAAUAUCCGCCUUGUUGUUCUGUCAUCUUUUCUCCCUUUUUUCCAAACCGUGACAAAUGCCAGUCCUCCUUCUCUGCAGAAUGCAGUAAAUCUGCUUAACCAAUCACAGCGCACCAUUCCACGUAUGUACACAAUAAUGGCGGCCCUUUUAACACACACAGUUUUCCUCAUCUACUUUGUACUUCGUGAUCAACAAACAAACAAAAACAAAAUAAUACUUUUGAUGGCAUUGAUAAACCUGUGGUGGUUUUCUGUGGCGGGGAAGAAACGUAAGCCAUCAAAAUCUAAUAAUUUACGUGGGAGGCACUCGGGCGAAGGAAAAAUCAAGAAAAUCGGGCAGGAUCGCUAUCAAAAAAGUUCAGCAACGAUGUCCCAAGUAUGACCGCACCAAUGACAGUGUUUUUAAUAUGACAAAGUCAGUGUUUUGAUUAAUGCCAUUAAUGUUUAGUUUUUUUUAAUCAGUGUAUAUCACUAGUCAACUAAAUGAAUAUAACAUGGCAAAGAUGAAUGCACAUUUAUAUAUUGAUUCAAUAGAUUUAUAGCAUUUUGAUUUUUUAUAGUAAAUCUUUGAAAAACAAAUUAUGGAUUUGAUGGAUGUUAUUAUAACCUAAAGAUGCUAUGUGAAAAUUUUUAACAGAAAAUAGUGGUUUUCAUCUUGUCACUUUCUUGUAAUAGAAAACACGUUUUUACCCAAAUUAGUCGAAAUAGAUUUAUUGCGUUUUGGAACCAUACUCUUCAAAUAUAGUGAUUCCUCAUCAUAAUUCAAAAACAUCUGCUUAAUGGUCCUCAAAAAUUACACUGGACCAUAGUUUCUGUAACAUUUGUGACCAUGGACCACAAAUCCAGUCAUAUGGGUCAAUUUUUUGAAAUUGAGAUUUAUACAUCAUGUGAAAGUUGAUUAAAUAAGCUUUCCAUUUAUGUAUGUUUGUUAGGAUACACUGUAAAAAUUUGCUGUAAUUUUGCAGCUGGUUGCCAGUAACUUACUGUAGAAGAUAAAAUCUAAAAAUGUUUCAUGUUUAUUUAACUUUGAACAAAUUGUUGUCAGUAAAUAACAAAUGUAAAAUCUACAGUAAGUUACUGGCAGCUAGUUGCCAGUAAUACCCAGUAAUACUGUAAUUUCUACAGAAAUGUUUUACAGUGUAGGACAAGAUUUGAAAAUCUGAAAUCUGAGGGUCAAAAUAUUGAGAAAAUUGCAUUUAAAGUUGUCCAAAUUAAGUCCUUAGCAACUGCUUCCACUCACAAAAUAAAGUUUUGAGAUAAUCACAGUAGGAAGUUUACUUGCAUUAUAUCCUAACGGUGUUUGCACUGUAAAAAAAAUUCUGUAGAAAUUACAGUAUUACUAGGUAUUACUGGCAACUAGCUGCCAGUAACUUACUGUAAAUUUUACAUUUAUGUUAUUUACUGGCAACAGUUAAAUGAACAUGAAACAUUUUCAGUCUUUAUCUUCUACAGUAAGUUACUGCCAGCCAGCUGCAUAAUUACAGCACAUUUUUUUACAGUGGAAUAAAAGAAAAAUCGAUAAUUUUGUCCCAUACAAUAUAUUGUUGGCUGUUGGUACAAUGAUAACUACACUACUUGUGACUGUUUUUUCACUAAAUGUGAAAGCCUUACAGCAUGAUAACAUACGAAACAGUAUAUUGUGUGUCAUAUUCUAAUCAGUUUUCCACAAUGAAACCUAUACUGCAAAUGCCAAACCCAAUCCUUCAGUAUUGAUUUAAUUUUAUGACUUCAUAGACUUAUAAGUGCAUGAUUAAUCUGUGACUGAAUCAAGGUACAAUAUUGCACUACCAAGAGUAUAUUAUUCAUUAGCUCUCUCAGUAUAGUACAGUAUAUUUACAGUAUAGUACAGUAAAUACAUCACUUUCUUGUGUAGUGUCAUUCAUAACAUAAUAAAGACUGCUCAUAUGUAAUUCAUCUUCUAACCUAAACUGCCUAAAUCACUUUACAUACAUUCCAUACGAGCGGCUAAGGGUUUAUUUUUGUUAGUCACAUUAUAUUUACUCUGUUUUGGAAAUAUAUUUCUGCCUAACUGCUACUUUUUUUCCAUAUCCUGACAAAUGUUCAUAUAGACUUUCUGAAUAGGAAUGUGUUUAUACUAUGUAAAUAUUAUAUUUUUAGCUUUAAAUAUAUUUAAAGGGGUGUGCAUUGCUUUGGCCUUGCUUUGCAUUGUGUAUUCCCUUUCAUCGUAAACAACAGAUGUAACUUUACUCUGGUUUCAUACAGUACACACCAGUGUUGACAUGCAUACCAUAGCAUUUCGCACUAUGUAAAGAAAUGCCAGUCAAACAUCAGCUGUAUUGUUUAUUUCAGGUUACCCCAAUGCAAUUGAAACCCACUUUUACUUCAAUGUGAGUUCACUUUUCAUAAGUGUGAGCCAUUUACUGUUGCUUAUCUUAAUGUUUUUGUUGUUGUGUUGUCUGAUAUUUUGUGUGUUUUAGUGAAAACACUCACUGCAGGACAGUUUCAUGUGUGUUGUAGUACUGUAUGUCGCAAAUAUUACAUACAUAUGCUUUUUUGUCCGAUAUGGUAUUUAAAGUUGCAAGUUGAUAUCAGAAUGUUAAAUUAUGUAUAUCAUAUGCUGCAUUUAAACCAUUACACAUUUCUUUUCUGUAUGAAUGUACUGUGUUUUUCCCGAAUUGUCCUACUGGGGUGUAUUCGUCUAACAUUUAUUAAAAUGUGGGAAUAAUGUG
Messenger RNA from Misgurnus anguillicaudatus (oriental weatherfish), 5159 nucleotides. RefSeq names its product calcitonin receptor-like a (gene calcrla). Gene Ontology annotation, cellular component: plasma membrane. NCBI's taxonomy places the organism in Eukaryota, Metazoa, Chordata, Actinopteri, Cypriniformes, Cobitidae. The record is from RefSeq and is a predicted model, not a curated record. Gene Ontology annotation, molecular function: adrenomedullin receptor activity; calcitonin receptor activity; calcitonin gene-related peptide receptor activity. Gene Ontology annotation, biological process: cell surface receptor signaling pathway; angiogenesis; adenylate cyclase-activating G protein-coupled receptor signaling pathway.